GCAUCAUAAUUUUUAAUUCUUUCUAUUUUCAAUUUCCUGCUCUAUAGAUUCUUCAUUCUUUCUCAGUGGCUCAUAUCCUCUGAUUAACCAAAACGCACACAAGAAGAAGAGGAGAAGAAAAACAAAGGCUACGAAGAUUGAAAAAAUCAUUCUUCUGUAAAAAAGAAGGAGAAGAAGAAGUAUUCACAUUUACAUUGCAUAGAUUCUGCUGUUGUUUGUUUUUUAUUGGCAAAAUGGUUUUGGGGUUAAGCUCCAAGAACAGAAGAGGUUCAUCGAUACAAGUUGAUUACCUGAUCCACAUUCAUGACAUCAAGCCUUGGCCACCUUCUCAGUCCCUUAGAUCACUGCGCUCUGUUGUAAUUCAAUGGGAGAAUGGUGACCGCAACUCUGGGACAACAAAUGUCGUUGCUCCUUCCCUUGGAUCUGUCAUUGGCGAAGGCAAAAUCGAAUUCAACGAAUCCUUCAAGCUUCCUGUGACCUUGUUGAAAGAUGCGUCUGCUCGGAACAAGGGUGGUGAUGUUUUCUUCAAGAACGUCUUGGAGCUCAAUUUAUACGAGCCUCGCAGAGAGAAAACACAUCAACUCUUGGCAACUGCAACGAUUGAUUUGGCGGAUUAUGGUAUUGUCAAAGACAGUCUGAGCUUAACUGCGCCAAUGAACUGUAAAAGAAGCUACCGUAAUACCACUCAGCCUGUUUUGUUCCUCACUGUUCAGCCCGUUGAUAGACGCCGUGCCAGUUCUUCAUCUAGGAACAGCUCCAAGGACGAAGCUACAAACGGUUGUGAAUCUGUUUCUGCCUUGAUGAACGAGGAAUACUACAAGGAAGCUGAGAUCACAGACGAUGACAUUUCCUCCCAUUCCUCCUUGACGGUUUCGUCUUCAACUUUGGAGUCUAAUGGUGCUUUUUCUGUGCGAGCUGAAGAGGAAGAACAUGAGAGGGUUAACAAGAAUUCCACAGAAAGUGGCCACGAGAGAUCACAAUCAGUGUCUGAGAGCAGACAAGGAGAAAUUGCUGACCACAUUCCGUCACGUUCCUCAUCAGUGGAUCUAUCUUCUGUGUUUAAACUCCCGGUGGACAUUCCUGAUUCUGUACCCAACACUUCUGUGUCUGAGAUCGAGGACUGUGCUAAUGUGUUCAUAACGGAUACUAAUGAGAACUCUAAGCUGGUAAGCGGCAGCCAACACAAUGACGGAGAGACCAAGUCUAUGCCUUUCCAAAUUGAUGAUCACUCGGGAAAUGCUUCCCCUCGAGCUUCUGAGAAUAGCCAAGAUUUGACGAGUGAUCAGGAAUCAGAGAGUAGAGUUGAGAAAUCAAGAAAGGCUAAGUCUGUUCGAUCAUCCCUGGAUAUUUCCCGGAGCAAUAGCCGGUUGAGUCUAUCCAGUGAAAAAAAAGAAGCUAGGGUGUAUCCAAAGUCUACACGCGACACAACUUUGGAGAGCAAAGUCAAGAACUUGGAAAGUAAAGUAAAGAAGCUUGAGGGUGAGUUAUGCGAGGCUGCAGCCAUUGAGGCAGCUCUCUACUCCGUGGUUGCAGAGCAUGGAAGUUCAUCAACUAAAGUCCAUGCGCCUGCUAGACGUCUUUUGAGGCUGUAUCUUCAUGCUUGUAGAGAAAAGCAUCUUUCACGAAGAGCUAAUGCGGCUAAAAGUGCCGUCUCCGGAUUGGUUCUUGUCGCCAAAGCGUGCGGGAACGAUGUCCCUAGAUUGACAUUUUGGUUGUCAAACACUAUCAUUCUGAGGGAGAUCAUAAGUGAUGCUAAUGCAGAAGAGGAACUGCCUGUUUCUGCUGGUCCUGGACCAAGAAGAAGUAAAACUCAGAUAGAAGAAACUGAGAAACGAUCAUCGUUGAGGUGGAAAGAGUCUUCUCUAAGCAAAAAGGACAUUGAGAGUUUUGGUGCCUGGGAUGACCCUAAAACAUUUAUAACAGCGCUUGAGAAGGUCGAAGCUUGGAUCUUCUCACGGGUGGUUGAAUCCAUAUGGUGGCAGACUUUGACACCGCGUAUGCAGUCUUCGGCAGCAUCCAGUAGAGAAUUUGAUAAAGCCAAUGGUUCUGCCUCGAAGAAAAGUUUUGGUAGAACUCCUAGCUCUGUGAACCAAGAGCAAGGUGACUUCUCAUUAGAGCUUUGGAAAAAGGCUUUCAGGGAUGCACACGAACGUUUGUGCCCUCUGCGAGCUAGUGGGCAUGAAUGCGGUUGUUUGCCCGUGCCUGCGCGUCUGAUAAUGGAACAGUGUGUGGCUCGGCUAGAUGUCGCAAUGUUCAAUGCUAUCCUUCGUGAUUCUGACGAAAAUUUUCCUACAGACCCUGUCUCUGAUCCCAUUGGAGACUCGAGGGUCUUGCCAAUUCCUUGUACAACAUCAAGUUUCGGUUCUGGGGCCCAGCUGAAAAACUCGAUAGGAAACUGGUCCAGGUGGCUCACUGAUCUAUUCGGCAUCGAUGACGAAGAUGGUUGCAGCAGCGAUGAAAAUAGCUACGUUGAUAGAUCGUUCAAGACUUUCAAUCUUCUCAAGGCAUUAAGCGAUCUAAUGAUGCUUCCAAAAGAUAUGCUACUCAACAGUUCUGUGAGAAAAGAGGUUUGCCCAAUGUUUGGUGCACCGGUGAUCAAGAGAGUGUUGAAGAAUUUUGUCCCAGAUGAGUUUUGCCCUGACCCAGUUCCUGAUGCUGUACUUGAAGCUCUUGAAUCCGAGGAGGAAGCUGAGAAGGCUAUGAUCACAAGCUAUCCAUGCACUGCACCUCCUCUGGUGUACUCUCCACCUUCAGGGACUUCGAUCUCCGCUAUCCUUGGAGACUUUGGACAGCCUCAAGCGCCGCAGUUAUGCAGGAUCAGGUCUUCGGUUACAAGAAAAGCGUACACAAGCGAUGACGAGCUUGAUGAACUGAGUUCGCCGUUGGAUGUUGUUGUUCUUCAACAGGCGGGUUCCAAGAAGGUCAAUAAUGGCGGUGCAGAUGAGACAGUCAGGUAUCAACUUCUGAGGGAGUGUUGGACGAACCGCGAAUGAUCAGGCAUCGAUGUGUUUUGUAUUUUCAGUUCUCGCUUGCGACUGUUGUAAAUGUCUUUGUCAGUUCGUUGUUGUUGGUGUUGCGAUGUAUAGAACGUAGCACAAACUUUAUUCAAAAGUACCAGAGACAUGUUGGAGCCAAAUCUAGACUUGUAACGGUGAUCUAGAGGGUACAAAGAAUUAUCACGAAUAACAUUAAGUUAAGAGA
Molecule: messenger RNA, 3201 nt
Organism: Eutrema salsugineum
Lineage: Eukaryota; Viridiplantae; Streptophyta; Magnoliopsida; Brassicales; Brassicaceae
Exons: 9
Coding region: 234-2993 (919 amino acids)
Cellular component (GO): nuclear pore
Source: RefSeq, a predicted model, not a curated record